GGCGGGGUUCUGGGGACAGAGCCGCUCGGGCAGCAGGGUGUCGCUGUAUAAACCGUCACUCUCUCAGAGAGAGAGAGAGAAAGAGAAAAAGAAAAAGAAGAUGGCGCUGAACAGAAACCAUUCUCCUCAGGGAGGAGUGCUCAUCAAUAACAGUGAGAGUGUGCUGAGAGACUGUAAGAAUGUGGAGCUCUCCUUCAGUGAUGUCACACAAAAUAGUGACCUGUUCAAGGGAACCAAGAAGGGCAGUGUGUACCUCACACCUUACAGGAUGGUGUUUGUGAGCAGUAAUGUGAAGGAGAAGUUCGGUUCCUUCAUGUUCCCGUAUUACCUGAUGAAGAACUGCAGCAUUGAACAGCCUGUUUUUUCUGCCAACUUCAUCCAGGGCGUCAUCAAAGCAGAACCUGCGGGUGGUUGGGAAGGUCAGGCCAAGUUUAAGAUGUCCUUCCCCAGUGGAGGUGCCAUUGAGCUCGGACAGCACCUCUUUAAACUGGCCUCCAAUGUGUGUAUUGUGUGUAUUUCAGCAUCUCGCCCCCCCCCACAGAGUGGAGCUACUUGUUUUGCCCCUGCAGGCUACAUGAACGGCUAUGCGAGUCCAGCCAUGCCUCAGCCCUACUACAACCCUUACCCUUACCCACCUGCUGCUCCAGGCAUGUACCCCACAGUUCCACCCUACAUGGCACCACCUCCUCCAUACCCUGGACCUCCUCAGAACUGGAACCCCCCACCAGUUGUUCCUGGUAAUGCUAAAGCAGCUGAGGCAGCUGGCAGUGCUUACUACAAUCCCACCAACCCACACAACGUCUACAUGCCAAUGGACCAGCCUCCUCCAUACUACCCUACUCAGAACCAGCCUGAUAAGAAAAACAACUAAGUCUCCGCCCCUGUGAUGUCACAUGAUUGCACAGUUAUGACAUCACAGGAUUUUCUCAGAUUGGCUUGUACUGGAUAUCAGAACCCAAGCAGAUCUUAUUAUACAUACAUGUAUUGUGUAUCUCCUUUAUCUCAGUGUGUGUGAUAGAGUGAGUGAUAGAAGUGUGUGUGUGUGUAAUCAUGUUUAUAACCAGCAAAGAUUUUCUAAUUCAGCUUUUCUGCACCUUCUCACUGUUUUUAAUCAGAAGUAUAAAAAAUUGUGAAAUGCGUUUUUCAGAUGUUGUUAGAUUUGCUGCUUAGUGACUCUUGUUUCCAUGGCUACUGCAUUAACGCAGACCUAUUCACAACUAUUCACAAAGUCUCUGGAGUACUUGGGUUGUGUGUGUGUGUGUGUAACAAUCCUAUAGCACAGGUACACAAUCAUAUUAAUUUUAAUAUUCAUAAGAAAUCCUUAAUGCUGUGUGUGUUUUCUUAGAGAAAGCAAUCCCAUAAUAUCGUGUGAUAAUAGAAUGCAAACUGUGAGUAAAGUAGAUUAUCACAGAAUGCAUUGACACACUCUCUCUCUCUCUCACACACACACACAUACACACGGUUUCCUUUAAUAUUCAGGAUUACUUUCUCUGAUUUCAUCUGCUAGAUUAAAUAUAUACUGGUGAAUAAAUAGAUAUUUUAGAGUCUGUACAAUGUUCUGACUGUAAUGUGUAAUUGUGUGUGUGUGAGACACAUCUAGGAGAAAGGACAUCUAACAACCACACACACUAAUAACACUGCAUAAUAACAGUUUCAACAUAUUCCUGCUGCCCGCUGCUGUUUCCUGCUUUUUGCUCAGCACCAAUUACAUUUAAGCAUCAGCUCUUGUGUUUAAUUAAACUUCUAUUGAUUUUAAAAUCUCUUUUCUUUAUCAUUAAAUAGACAUCCUGAUCAGAAUUUCUACAAUACUCAAGCAGCUGUGUUUAUUUUGCUAACAAAUUAUUUAUUAGUGAAGAAAAUAAACUGUAAACAGAAAUAAAAUAGAUGACCUCA
Molecule: messenger RNA, 1893 nt
Organism: Hemibagrus wyckioides
Lineage: Eukaryota; Metazoa; Chordata; Actinopteri; Siluriformes; Bagridae
Gene: wbp2nl
Product: WBP2 N-terminal like
Exons: 8
Coding region: 101-871 (256 amino acids)
Biological process (GO): positive regulation of DNA-templated transcription
Cellular component (GO): nucleus
Molecular function (GO): chromatin DNA binding; transcription coactivator activity
Source: RefSeq, a predicted model, not a curated record